This is a messenger RNA of Batrachochytrium dendrobatidis JAM81, 1096 nucleotides long. RefSeq names its product transcription factor IIF subunit TFG2. Gene Ontology annotation, cellular component: transcription factor TFIIF complex. Lineage: Eukaryota; Fungi; Chytridiomycota; Chytridiomycetes; Rhizophydiales. The transcript has 3 exons. The record is from RefSeq and is a predicted model, not a curated record. Gene Ontology annotation, biological process: transcription by RNA polymerase II; transcription initiation at RNA polymerase II promoter. Bases 10 to 909 code for a protein of 299 amino acids.
CUUUGUCAAAUGGAAGACGAUGUUAGCGAUGUAAGUGACGAUGAAGUCAAACCUGGUCUCUCUGAGUCUGUCGAUGUCAAGAGUCUUGCUGGUGAUUCUGACGAUGAGUUUAGUCUGGACCACCAAGAUAAUGCUGUCUGGCUAGUCAAAGUCCCCAACUUUCUAGCUGAAAAGUGGAUGCAGAUUGGUUUCACUCAUGCUGGAAAGGACCUUGGCCAAGUCAGGAUUGAUAAAGAAUCCACCAUGCAAGGAAACAAUCCUAAAGUCACCCUUCAUAUCCCCGAUGAGCCUUGGUCUGCAGAUCUUCCAAAAAACUAUAAUCUCAAGUUCACCAACUUGGCACCUAAAAACGAAUAUGUAUUUACUGAAACAAGUCAGGGCCGAGCAGUGGGCAUUGCUGGAAUUGUUCAACAUGAAGCCACGGUCAGUCCAAUGGUCACUGAUGCCACGCAUAGUGCUCACUACCAGCGCAUCAUGAAAAAGAGAACCACAACUGCUGCAACCCCAAGUCGCGUCGUCAAAAUGAUUGACGAGAACAAGACUGAGCAUCGUAGACUCAUGGGGUCUGCUUCGUCUGAUACUUGGAACGCUGGUCUCGAACAUAUCAAGCAAAAAAAGUCUUCCAAAUCUUUAGACAAGCGUGAACGUAUGACUCGGAGUGAUCUACUCAACGUACUAUUUCCCCUGUUUAGUGGGUAUCCAUAUUGGAAUUUCAAAGGCUUGGUUGAGCAAACAAAACAACCUCACGCUUGGCUAAAAGAAAUUUUGGCUGAAGUAUGUAUUUUGAACAAGCGUGGUCCUUACACUGGUAUGUAUCAGCUUAAACCCGAGUUUGUCCUGGGAGGCCAAAAACCGUCCAAUCGACCAGAAAAAAGCACAUUGGGCUCCUUUCCAUCUUCAACCUUUUGAAGUUGGAUCCAAACCCUUUACUUUCAAAAAAUCAAUAGCAUCGAUACUAUUAUUUUAAAAUAUCAUUCUAUUUGGAAAGUUCAAUUGGAACCAACAAGGUCUGCGGAUGUAUUGUAUUGAUCCCAUAAUGCCAAGAGCAUAGCAGGUGUUUAAUUUCAAUCAAAUAAAUUCAAAUAGUCUUCAUAUC